This is a messenger RNA of Bursaphelenchus okinawaensis, 811 nucleotides long. NCBI's taxonomy places the organism in Eukaryota, Metazoa, Nematoda, Chromadorea, Rhabditida, Aphelenchoididae. The record is from the annotation of a GenBank genome assembly.
AUGGUCGAACGAUCGCCAAGAAGGAGAAGAGCUUCAUCAAGCUCUUCGUCCUCUUCUUCAUCUGCUUCAAGCAGUUCAUCUAGCAGCUCGUCCAGUUCUUCUUCCUCCUCACGUUCUCCGACACCAAAGCGCACAAAGCCAACUGGAGGCGACAGGUCUCGUAGAAGAUCAAGAAGCAGAUCCCCUAGACGUCCAGGAGGUUCAGCCAGAGGUGACAGAGCUGUUGUUUCAAGAAGAUCACCUUCUCCAAGAAGAUCUCCAAAAAGAAGUCCAAGAAGGGAAACUAGACGCUCCAAAACUCCUCCACCAAGCAAGUGAGUAAAUCUGUUUGCUUUUGGUAUUUUAGGAUUAUUUUUUGCUUUAUUUAUGUGUAUAUUAUACAAAUUCAUCAGAAGCGCUUAAAAAUAUGUUUAUCUUCUUUUUUAGGGUAAACAUCAAAAAUUUGACCAGAAAUGUGAACAAGGACCACUUAAGCGAGAUCUUUGGAACUUAUGGACCUCUUAAAAGAGUAGAUCUUCCAUCAGACUCAGUGUUUCCUCAUUUAUCUCGAGGUAACGCUUACAUUGAAUUCGAAAAAGCAGAAGAUGCUGAAAAAGCGGCCAAACACUUGGAUGGCGGGCAAAUCGAUGGUCAGACAGUCAAGUGUGAACUUAUGGUAGUUAGAGACCGGCCGAGAGGUGGUGACAGACCUUCUGGUGGCUACGAUCGCCGACGUUCUCCACCAAGACGCAGAAGCCCACCGCAUCGGGGCGGUGGAGGAGGUGGAAACCCGAACAGAGUUCCGUUGGGACGACGAAGUCGCUCACGUUAA